UCACAGUUCACUCUCUGUUUUUUUCUUCACAUUUCUCUCUCUCUCUCUCUUACUUUAUUUUUCAAAAACUAAACCCGAAAUCACUCGCAAUGCUCGUCUUCUCUCUUCACUAAUCACUCUGGCAUUUGUGAUUGUAAAUCAAAUUGUUAAAUACAGAUUCUUUGAUUUACAAUGGAGGAACCGUUGACUCCGUCGGUCGUUGAAGAGCCUGUGACCAUGAGUCAAGCUCCAGAGAGACCGUCCUCUGUUGCUUCUGUUGAAAGCACGAGAAAGGUCGCUAGAGUUACAAAGCCUACUAUUUCAGCUGCAUCGAAUCUUUUAGCACCAACUGGUUCAUUUAAAAAGAGAACUGAGUCAAGAAACAGUUCGGGUUCUAGUUCCAAUAUGACCAAAUCAUCUGCAACUGUGACUUCAGCUGCAACUUCAUCUCGUAAUUCAGUUCCAGUUGUAAGAAGAAAUAGUACUGGUGGAAUGUCUGAGAAACCUUCUGUAGUAAAACGACCUACUAGCAUUGCUGCAACUGUUGCAGGCAAGAAAACUCCUGCUGUUUCUGAACCAUUCAGACGGUCUCUUCCGGAGCUUAGGAGGAGUUCCUUGCCUUCAGUUGCUCCGAAUCCUGUGAGCCGAACUAGUGUUUUGGAAGCUCGGAAGUCAGCUCCCGGGACACCUUUGGAUAGGAGUUUGAGAUCAUCAACGGGGUCCGAUGUAAGCAAACCCAGGUCCGUCGCAAAACCUUUUGUUAAGCCCGCAUUAUCAGUCUCUUCUUCCUCAAAAGGGGUUUCUUCUACAUCGAUUGAUAGUACUGGGAGUAGUGUGCGUAAGAAGAUGAUCACAAAGGUUUCUUCACCAACACCUCGUUCGCCUUCAGUUUCUAGCGGAACAAGAACCGGUUCUUUGUCAACAUCUGCGAGUAGAAGUUCCAAAUUGUCUGGACGAAAAAAAUUGGGUACUCCUGAGAGCCAGGAUUCUGGGUUCAUUGUUCUUCCACAUGUGGAUAUUAAAGCUGGUGAUGACGUGAGAUUGGAUCUUAGGGGACACAGGGUCCGAAGUCUCACUGCUAGUGGAUUGAACUUCUCACCAAAUUUGGAGUUUGUUUAUCUCAGAGACAAUCUUUUAUCUACAUUGGAAGGAAUUGAAAUACUGAAGCGGGUUAAGGUUCUUGAUUUGAGCUUCAACGAGUUUAAGGGACCGGGGUUUGAACCGCUUGAGAAUUGCAAGGCUCUGCAGCAACUAUAUCUUGCUGGUAAUCAAAUUACCUCACUGGCAAGCCUCCCUCAACUUCCUAACCUGGAGUUUCUUUCUGUUGCUCAAAAUAAAUUGAAGUCUCUUUCAAUGGCAAGUCAACCACGACUUCAGGUGUUAGCUGCCAGCAAAAAUAAAAUAACAACACUUAAGGGUUUCCCGUAUCUACCUGUCCUGGAGCAUUUACGCGUGGAGGAAAAUCCCGUACUUAAGAUGCCCCAUGUAGAAGCAGCAUCUGUAUUGCUAGUUGGCCCUACACUGAAAAAGUUUAAUGAUAGAGAUCUUUCCCGAGAAGAGGUUGCUAUUACGAAGCUUUAUCCUGCUUGCACAGCCUUGUGCAUUAGGGAUGGCUGGGAGUUUUGUCGUCCUGAGAAUGCAGCAGAUUCUACUUCUCACUUUCUUUUUGAGCAAUGGAAAGAUCAGUUACCUCCCGAUUAUGUUCUCAAGGAUGCCUCUAUUGAUCAACCUUUUGAAGAAGAUGCUUGCCGCUGCCAUUUUAGUUUUGGCCAAGCCAACACUUUGAAUGUGGAUCCGCUAGUUUUAAGAUAUCAAUGGUUUAUGGGGAGGAGAACACUUUCAAGUUUUGUUGCUAUUCCUGAUGCCAGUGGAGAGGUAUACUGGCCAAAGCAUGAAGACAUUGGUAAAAUUCUAAAAGUAGAGUGUACCCCUAGAGUGGGAGAAACAGAGUAUCCUGCAAUUUUUGCCAUAUCUUCACCGGUUAAACGAGGAAGUGGAAUUCCAAAGGUUGUAAACCUUGAAGUUCAUGGAGAUUUAGUUGAAGGCAAUGUUAUCAAAGGCCAUGCUGAAGUUGCAUGGUGUGGAGGAACUCCAGGGAAAGGUGUUUCCAGUUGGCUAAGGAGAAAAUGGAAUAGUAGCCCGGUGGUUAUUGUUGGUGCAGAAGAUGAAGAGUAUCAGAUAACUUUACAUGACAUUGAUUCGAGUUUGGUUUUCAUGUACACUCCAGUUACUGAGGAAGGUGCCAAAGGGGAGCCUCAGUAUAAGUAUACCGACUUUGUUAAAGCAGCUCCUCCAUCAGUCACUAAUGUUCAAAUUGUUGGAGAUAUUGUUGAAGGAAAUAUCAUAAAAGGAGUUGGGAAGUACUUUGGGGGAAGAGAAGGUCCCAGCAAGUUUGAAUGGUUAUGUGAGAGCAAGGAAUCUGGAAAUUUUCAACUGGUUUCAACGGGUACAUCUGAGUAUACUUUGACUAAAGACGAUGUAGGCCGACACAUAGCUUUUGCUUAUAUACCCAUUAAUUUUGAAGGCCAGGAAGGGGAAUCUGUGUCAAUAGUCGCUCCUCUGGUAAAGCAAGCACCUCCAAAAGUUACAAAUGUUAAGAUUAUUGGCGAUAUAAGGGAAAGCAGUAAAGUUACUGUAACUGGCAUUGUUUCUGGAGGAACUGAAGCUUCUAGCAGAGUUCAGUGGUUCAAAACAAUUUCUUCAAUAUUGGACGGUGAGAGUGGCCUUGAAGUCGUGAGUGCAUCUAAAAUUGCAAAGGCAUUCCGAAUUCCUCUUGGAGCAGUGGGCUAUUACAUUGUUGCAAAAUAUACUCCUAUGACUUCGGACGGUGAAUCUGGCGAAUCAGUAUAUGCUAUAUCUGAAAGGGCAGUUGAAACUCUUCCCCCAAGUCUUAAUUUCUUGUCCAUCACUGGUGAUUAUGCUGAAGGUGGAAUACUGACUGCAUCAUAUGGCUAUAUAGGGGGACAUGAAGGAAAAAGUGUGUAUAGUUGGUAUCUGCAUGAGGCUGAAACAGAUUCUGGUACUUUGAUACCUGAGGGCUCUGGUGUUCUUCAGUAUCGUAUUACUGGGGAUGCAAUUGGUAAGUUCAUAUCCUUCCAAUGUGUCCCUGUUCGUGAUGAUGGGAUAAUAGGUGAGCCAAGAACUUGUAUCGGACAGGAGCGAGUUCGACCUGGAAGUCCAAGGUUGCUGGCUCUACAAGUUGUUGGAAAUGCUGUUGAAGGAACUGCAUUAAGUGUUGACAAAAAGUAUUGGGGAGGUGAAGAAGGAGAUUCAGUGUUCCGUUGGUUUCGGACUAGUUCAGAUGGCAAUCAGGUCGAAAUUCGUGGUGCUACUACUGCAGCAUACAGGCUUUCAAUUGGUGAUAUUGGAUUCUUUAUUUCAGUUUCAUGUGAGCCUGUUAGAAGGGAUUGGGCUCGUGGUCCUAUUGUUGUUUCUGAACAAAUUGGGCCUGUCAUACCUGGUCCUCCUACUUGUCAGUCAUUAGAGUUCUUAGGGUCUAUGAUAGAAGGACAACGCCUGAGCUUCAUUGCUUCUUACAGUGGAGGGGAAAAGGGAGAUUGCUAUUAUGAAUGGUUUAGAGUGAGAAGUGAUGGGGUGAGAGAGAAAUUAAGUGCCGAUGAGUUUCUGGAUUUGAAUUUGGAUGACGUGGGAAAAAGCAUUGAACUUGUUUACACUCCAAUGCGCAAAGAUGGUGCAGAAGGAAGUCCUAGGAGCAUAAAAUCCAAUGUCAUUGUGCCAGCGGAUCCUGUGGGACUGGAACUUGUGAUUCCUAGCUUCUGUGAGGACCAAGAAGUGGUCCCACAAAAAACAUAUUUUGGUGGACAGGAGGGAGAUGGAGAAUAUACUUGGUGCAGAUCAAAAAAUAAGCUACAUGGAUCUGCACUGAUGGAUAUUUGCAAUGCCUGUGAUGAUGUUUUCAUAUGCAGUAAAACAUUGACAUAUACUCCAUCACUUGAGGAUGUGGACUAUUACUUGGCAUUAAAUUGGGUGCCCACUCGUGUGGAUGGCACAUGUGGAAAACCAUUAACUGCGGUCACCGAUUCUCCUGUUAAACCAGCCCUUCCGGUAGUUUCUGAUGUUCAUGUGAAGGAGUUGUCUUUCGGAAUUUAUUCUGGCGAGGGACAUUACUUUGGUGGCUAUGAAGGAUCAAGCCUCUUCAGCUGGUACAGAGAAACUAAUGACGGGACCAUUCGUCUCAUUGAUGAGGCUAACUCUAAAACUUAUGAGGUGACAGAUGAGGAUUACAAUUGCCGCUUGUUGUUUGGGUAUACACCAGUCCGUGCAGAUUCAGUUGUGGGAGAACUUAAAUUGUCUGAGCCCACUGGAAUUAUUCUCCCAGAGGUUCCAAGAGUGGAAAUGCUUGCUCUUACCGGAAAGGCGAUAGAACGUGAUGUACUUACUGCUGUAGAAGUUAUUCCCAAGACUGCAGCUCAACAAUCUGUUUGGAGCAAGUACAAGAAGGAUGUUAAAUAUCAAUGGUCCUCUUCCUUAGUAACAGGUUCAUUUGAGCCCAUACAUGGACUAAGAUCCUGCUCUUACAAGGUGCGACUGGAGGACAUCGGUAGAUGCUUGAGAUGUGAAUGCAUUGUGACUGAUGUGUUUGGAAGGUCAAGUGAGCCAGCAUAUGCUGAGACUGCUGCCAUAUUGCCAGGGAUUCCUAAAAUAGAUAAACUGGAGAUUGAGGGACGGGGUUUCCACACCAACUUGUAUGCUGUUCGAGGUACUUAUAGUGGAGGAAAGGAGGGAAAGAGUAGAAUUCAAUGGCUUAGAUCAAUGGUUGGAAGUCCUGAUCUGAUAUCAAUACAAGGAGAAGUUGGUAGGAUGUACGAAGCUAAUGUCGAUGAUGUAGGAUAUAGGCUGGUGGCUGUUUAUACCCCAGUUAGAGAGGACGGUGUUGAGGGGCAGCCGGUGUCUGCAUCAACUGAGCCAAUUGCUGUUGAGCCUGAUGUUCUUAAAGAAGUGAAGCAAAAGCUUGAACUUGGAUCUGUGAAGUUUGAGGCAUUAUGUGACAAAGACCGUUCUGCAAAGAAGACUGUGCAGGUUCCAGGAGAGGGAAGUCUUGAGAGAAGAAUUCUAGAAGUUAAUAGGAAAAGAAUCAAGGUUGUGAAGCCAGGUUCUAAGACCUCAUUUCCUACAACUGAAAUUCGCGGAAGUUACGCUCCUCCUUUCCAUGUUGAACUUUUCCGGAAUGACCAGCACCGCCUGAGGAUUGUAGUAGACAGUGAGAAUGAAGUAGACCUGAUGGUUCAUUCCAGGCAUUUGCGGGAUGUCAUCGUCCUUGUGAUCCGAGGCCUAGCUCAGAGAUUCAAUAGUACAUCUCUCAAUUCUCUCCUCAAAAUAGAGACAUGAAGUCAAUUAAUAGAAAAAGUAUAUACUCAUAUGUAGGUUUUAGUUCAACUAGUCAUUACACCUAGUUUUAUUCCCCAAUUUUUACAGCAUCAUUAUUUUUAUUGUUGUCAUUUUAAUUUUUCUAUGCAAGAUGUGUAGUGCUCGAAAAUUGCUGGAUGUGUCAAAAUAUUUUUGUAUAGUAUUACAUCAAUUAUGAUAUUGAGUAGUCCAGGAAA
Molecule: messenger RNA, 5543 nt
Organism: Mercurialis annua (annual mercury)
Lineage: Eukaryota; Viridiplantae; Streptophyta; Magnoliopsida; Malpighiales; Euphorbiaceae
Product: 187-kDa microtubule-associated protein AIR9
Exons: 38
Coding region: 172-5328 (1718 amino acids)
Cellular component (GO): plasma membrane; plasmodesma
Molecular function (GO): protein binding
Source: RefSeq, a predicted model, not a curated record